Molecule: messenger RNA, 815 nt
Organism: Tricharina praecox
Lineage: Eukaryota; Fungi; Ascomycota; Pezizomycetes; Pezizales; Pyronemataceae
Exons: 1
Coding region: 240-659 (139 amino acids)
Source: RefSeq, a predicted model, not a curated record
GACCAGGGCCGGGCGCAAAGCGGUCAGGUAUUACUACGGCGAAGUUCCAUCCGGCAGGAAUGAGCGCGACAUCGGGGUUCGUGGCUGGCGCUGGCGCCGCGGAAUUGACAAUGCUUCUGCUUCUCGAAGACUGGCGACUCGGCGACAUCUUCUCGUCUUCUUCUUUCUCUUGUUUCACACCUUUAAACUCGGACGGCGGUGCAGACUCUCGCUUCAGGAAGGGUGGCAUCGUGUGAAGAAUGUGGAGGUCGAGAUGGUUGAGAUGGUAUGGUGUGGUGGGAGCGGCGGUGAAAGUGUUGCUUUCGAGGAAUGGUGGCGAGCUGGUAUGUUGCGAUGGUGGUGGUGGUGGUAGUGGAAAGGUAUCGAUGACGGCUGUUCUUAUAGAAAGGACGGCUGUUCUUAUAGAAAGGACGGCUGUUCGUGAAGGGCAAGCAUCGCCAGGGCAGCAAGAGUCGCCAGUCGUGAUCGGUCGAGCUGCAAGAGUCGUCGGUCGUGAUAAAGUCGUCGGUCGUGAUAGAGUCGUCGGUCGUGAUCGGUCGAACUCGACGGCGGCGGUGAUCGUGGUGGUGGUCCGUGAAGAAGGCGUUGGUGGUUACAGUCCUACUUCGUCAGGAUUGGUGAAUGGUGAAUGGUUCUCCGCAGUGUCCGUCGUCGUCUGAAGAGUACUCUUCGCGAAGCGGCAGUGUCCCUUGAUAUAGCAUCGACGAUCAGGACACGCGGGGAAAGGACGCGUUCGUUUGGCGGACGGACCGAGUCUGUGACGCUAAUGGUGGAGUCUAUGUGAGUCUAUCUACAGGCGGUCCAGGUCUCGACAU